Messenger RNA from Eimeria mitis, 2694 nucleotides. RefSeq lists its product as uncharacterized. The record is from RefSeq and is a predicted model, not a curated record. Bases 1 to 2694 code for a protein of 897 amino acids. Gene Ontology annotation, molecular function: protein-lysine N-methyltransferase activity; protein binding. Gene Ontology annotation, biological process: peptidyl-lysine monomethylation. NCBI's taxonomy places the organism in Eukaryota, Apicomplexa, Conoidasida, Eucoccidiorida, Eimeriidae. The transcript is spliced from 3 exons. Gene Ontology annotation, cellular component: nucleus.
AUGGUUUCCUUGCGCUGCAGCUGCAGCAGCAGCAGUAGCAGCAGCAGCGACUGUGAGGCUUCCAGGUACUUGGUAAUGCCUCCUCCUGCUGCUGAUGAAGACGAGACUCACGAGGCGUUCCGUAACACUCUAUUUCAGUCUCUAGGCAUUGAACUUUUCACGUGCGACGCUCCCCCUUCGUGCAGCACCCAGGCGGGAGUUACUGCUUCUCUUCCUGAUGGAAAUGCCAACAGCAAUGCAAAGAAGGGCCCGCUCAGGCUACUAAGGACCUGCUGCUGCCUCUGCGCCGACUGCAUCCGGGUGAACUGCGGCGUCUGGCUUGACGCCCUGCGCGUGCAGCAAGCAUCGGACAGCGAAUUGUAUUUCUUCCAGGCCCAUCUGCAGCGACCCCCAACCGUGGCAGACAAAAGUACGACUGGUUCUGCAGCAGCGGCAACACCAAGCGGUGGUGCGACAGUUCCAGCAACAGCUGAAAAUGCCGUUCCAGCAGCAGAAACAAGAAAGAGGAAGACAGGCGUUGACUGUUUUCGAAUGGCAAAAGGCAGAACACGAGGCACCAGAGAAGAGGCCUGGGGUCUCCUUGCUGGCUGCUCAGGGCCCUUCAGCUUCCGUCACUGCUUAACAACAAUGCAGCGGCCGCCGGAGAUGCUGCUGCGAAAUGCACAGGGAAAGUGGGAGCCAGAAGCAGCAGUAGCUGCAGCACACGCUGCUGCUGCUGCUGAUGCUUACGCGUCUCAGGCGCAGCGUCUGUUCGCUUUGUUUUGCGCCCCUGCAAACCAAGUGAGGCCAUACACCCCAGAGGAGCGGCAGACGGCAAUUCUCCGCAAUGCAGCCGCCGAUCUUCAGGCGUACGUACACCCCAAGGUCCAGGUGGCGUCAUUCAGUAGGGAGGGGAGAGGCCUCGUCGCAGCAGAAGACCUCAAGAGAGGAGAAGUGCUUCUGCGUGUUCCCACCUCAGCCCUCCUCAACGUGUACACGGCUCUGACGCAUCGCACGUUCUCCCCUCUCGCACAACUGCUGCUGGGGCUUCCCCCCGAAAGGCUGCUGCAGCAGGAAGCAGCAGCGCAGCAGCAGCAGCAGGAGCAGCAGCAGGAGCAGCAGCACCAGAACCCCCAGAAGCAGCAAAACAAGCCUGAGGAGCCUACGGAGGUGCAGCCUCUUGUUGACAGUGAUGUGGUUUUGUGUCUCUUUCUUUUGUUUCUUGCAUUCACUAAUGGCGAGCAGGGGGGCAGGGCCGUGCUGCGCUUCCUGCCUGCUGCCGGGGAGGCAGACGCUUCAGCCACAGCAGCGGCUGUGUGCGCGUCUUCUGCCGGCGAUCCAGCAGCAGCAGAAGCAGCAGCAGCAGCAGCAGCAGCAGCAGCUCAAAAGGAGGAACUGCUGCUGAUGGAUUCUGAAGGGCUCGUCGAGUUUCUCGGAGAUGCUGCCUUGGCGAGCGCCGUUAGCCGCUCUGAGGCCAAAUGCAAGAUGAUGCGGGAGCAGCUGCUGCCGCUGCUGCUGCAGACCUUCCCUCCUCCUGAAGGAAUGCAGCAGGGCGGCGGGGUGAUCUCCGCUUGCAGAGCAGCAGCAGCAGCAGCAGCAACAACAACCCCACCACAUGUGCUUCUAGAGGCUUGUACGCCAACGACGGGUGCGGUGGCAGCAGCAGCAUCAGCAGCAGCAGCAGCAGCAACCGCUCAAGCUGGUGCUGCCUGCGGGGCCCCUGCUGUUUCUUCUUCUUGCGAAGGAACACAUCUCCUCAGAGCCUUCUUAGCGCAGCUGAAUUACGCAGACUUCCUGUGGGCGCAUCUCGUCUUAGAGUCCCGUUCCUUUUCGCUUCCUCUGGGGCCCCUGGGGCCCCUUCAGGAGUUUCAGCCUGCAGGGGUUCCCCUCAUCAACCCCCCUGGGUACCGCAGCAAGGAGGCGUCAGUGGCCCCCACUGGGGAACCUUCAGGGGGGCCCUCGCGGGUGCAUAAAGGGGAGGAGAGUGAGGGGGAUAAUGAACAGGAAGAAGAAGAAGAGGCAGAGGAGCGUCGUGUGCCGUUUCUCCUAGAGCUCGUUGAGACGGGUGCAGCAGAAGGUUGCCGUUGUGUGAUGCUGCCUGUGGGGUUUAGUGGGGGCCCCCAGGGCGUUGAGGGGCCCCCCGGCUGUGCAGCGGCCCCUGCACAUUUUGUGCGUCUUCCUCUUCGUUGUGCUUCUUUUGUUCCUCUGGGGGAUUUGUUGAAUCAUGAUUUUCAUGCGCAAGUGCUAUCCCCUGUAAUUGAGGAAGAAGGCAAAAGCCUCUGCCUUCGCCUGGCCUGCGAUGUGCCCGCGGGGGCCCAGGUGUAUGUGCACUACGGGCCUCUUCAGUCUUGGCAGUUUCUUGCUUUCUUUGGAUUCUGUCCUUCUUCUUUCCCCCGCCUGCAACCACCGCAGAGAGAAACACACAGAGAAACAAUAGCUGAUAAAACAGACAGAGACGAAGAAUGGCAGUUCACAUCGGAAACCAGCGGUAACCCCGUGGAUUUCCUCACAGUGCAGGUUGCGGUGCCCGAAGACGACGGGGAAUACGAGCUGAAGGAGGGGCUGAUGGAGCUGCAGCAGCUGCCGCUGUGUGGCGUCUUUAGCACUGGCGCUGAGCCGCUGCGAAGAGAAAACAAAAGGCAGAACAGGCCAAUGCAGAUACACAAAAAGGAAAUAUUUUUUUACAGCAAUAUUACCUUCGAUUACACGAGAUAA